CUACGCAAAGCUUUCCUUCCUCCCCUCCCUUUCCUUCCCUUGCUUCCCCGGCCCGCACGAAACCUUCUCGAAGACGCCACAAAUCCAAGCUCCCAACUCCCAACGCAAUCCAUAAUCAGGCCUCAUCAGAUCCCCGCGUCCCUCUCCCAGGCUCCCAUCGGGUUCCGCUUCCAGACCCGAGUCAACUCGUCACGGCGCUGCUGCUCGAGGAUCUCAUCCCGGCGUGCCACUUCGCCGGUGGGCCGGCAGUAUCCCAAGAUGGCUUCUUCGAAUGGUGAGACUGAGCACCAAUGGAUAGAGAACAUUAAGUCCGGAGGAGCAGUUCCUUGUCUAGCACCUGAAAGCUGCCCUAAUGGCUGGGCUACUCCUCCCGGUGAUUCAUUCAUGGUCAGAGGCCCAGAAUAUCUUACAAAUAAGGUAAAAAUACCAGGUGGAGAAUCUCUUCUGAAGCCUCUUGGAUUUGAUUGGAUCAAGGGACCAGCAAAAAUCUGUGAGAUCCUGAAAGACAAGAACCAUCGUGUUAGGAAAGCCAUCGAUGAGGAGGUUUCACAUGGUAAACAGCAUUUUGUCUGGGCUUUCAACUUGCAACUGCCCAAGGAUAACUACAGCGCAAUAUUCUACUUUGUAUCACUGGAACCUGUGCCUGAAGGCUCGCUUAUGGAUCAAUUCUUGAAAGGCGAUGAUGCUUUCCGGAAGUCCAGGCUUAAGUUAAUCGCGAACAUCGUUAAGGGGCCCUGGAUUGUUCGAACUGCUGUGGGUGAACAAGCCAUCUGUAUAUUGGGGAGAGCUCUCACAUGCAAAUAUGUUCAAGGAUCAAAUUUCAUUGAAGUUGAUGUAGAUAUCGGGUCUUCUAUAGUUGCAAAUGCAAUUGUGCAUUUAGCAUUUGGUUAUAUUACAACGCUAACUGUAGAUUUAGCCUUUCUUAUUGAGAGUCAAACCGAAUCAGAGCUCCCUGAGAGACUUCUUGGAGCCGUAAGGUUCUCUGAGUUAAAUCCAGGAUCAGCUGGUCACUAUGAAAGGCAGUCUGAAGAGCAUCAGGAAAGCACUCAGUCUCGGUCAGUUGGAUUUUGGCAGGGUUUCUGGUCAAACAACCAAGGCAACCCAACGGAGCCAUCCCCUAGUUUACAGAAUACUAAUGGAAAUUUGCACAAAGAAGAAGCAAAUGAGAAUGCUAAAUGAUAUUAUUCGGACCCCUACUAGAAAAGAUCAAAACCAUAUCUUCAUUGUUUGGGGGUCAAUUUAUCAGCUCAUCACUCCUGUUACAAUUCUUCAGUAGGAUGAUCAGUAGCAGUCUAUCAGAUAGUCCCAGGGCUUUGUUUCUGUGCCCCUCUCAUCUGCUGUAAAAAUUAUACACUGGCGACAGACAAACUGCAUCACUCUGUACAUAAACUGAAUGCCUCCUAAAUGUUUUAUUCUCUCAUGGAAGAAUUGUACGAAGUUCAGGGGAAAAAAUGUUUCAUUCUACAGAAUAUGGUA
Messenger RNA from Setaria italica (foxtail millet), 1476 nucleotides. RefSeq names its product protein ENHANCED DISEASE RESISTANCE 2-like. The record is from RefSeq and is a predicted model, not a curated record. Lineage: Eukaryota; Viridiplantae; Streptophyta; Magnoliopsida; Poales; Poaceae. The transcript has 3 exons. Bases 259 to 1179 code for a protein of 306 amino acids.